AGCAAAUUGGGCUGAAUGGGAGUUACUACCAGCAGUCCGGCUACAAAGGCUGGUGGUGGUCGGUCAAAGCCUAAGAAUGAUACGAGCAGAAGACCCUCGUUUGCAGUCGGUCAAGGAAAAGAUAUCAUGAUAAGUUAUAGUCACACAGAUGUGGAAUGGAUGAGAAAAAUAAAAGAAAGAUUAGAAUCUGCCGGAAUCUCAGUCUGGGUGGACGAAGCCUAUCUAGGUGCAGGAGUGGAAUUUCUCAGUAAAAUUGGACAAGCCAUUGUUGAUGCCAAGUUAUUUCUCUCACUACUGAGCACUACGUCUGUCAAGUCCAAGUAUUGUAAAGAUGAGUUAGCCUUGGCGUACGUCUCCAAUAAACUCAUCUUUCCGUGCGCUCUCCAGACUCGAGAGGAACUCUCCAAUGAUAUGGAUUUUGGCAUGAAGUUAACUUUGGCACCAAUGAAAUGGAUAUAUUUUAGUUCAGACAGGCCUAUCAAAGAUUCCUGUGACGAACUAAUCAUUGAAAUCAAAUUAAAACUUAAAGAACUUAAAGAGGAAGAAGAAGAGGUAGACAGUCAAGAAAAUUCAACAUUAUCUCCCCACUCUGUAUCGACUAGAUCACCUAAAAAACGGCUUUUAAAGCGACAGAUGACACAAGGCAACAUGGGAAAUGAUGUAGACAUCAAAGGAGAUGAAAAAAAUGAAGAUUUCUGGAAGAAAUAUUUUAAAGGUCAAAAUAAAGUGUUAUGGACAAAAUUUAAAGGAAUGUUUAAUGAGGAGUAUGGUCCAAGUUUAGACAAAGUUUAUUCUAAUGCGGACAAGGAAUGGCUGCUAUCUGUAUUGCAUGUUGAAAUCAACGAAGACGGCAAUGAAUUCAUAGAAAUGGAAGAUUACGACAAGUUCUGUACCAUUGAUGGUGAGAAAUAUCCGUUCUGGGAUCGCGUCCAUGAAGAAGCUGUCAUUAGUUACACAAUGAAAGAAGUGUUCAGUUUUGGAUCCUCCGUCCGACUUGAUGCAAUUCAAAAUUUGGCUAAGAUUAAAAGUCCUGCUGUCGUCGAAGCCUUAUUGGAUUUAUGCAAGGACAGUGACCAUAAUGUGCAAUCUAUUGCUGCAAUAUCAUUGGCUCACACGGGUUCUACUUCUGCCCGUGUUACCAACAGACUGCUGAAAUUAUGCGAAAAUAAAGACAGAUUGGUCCGCGAGAGUGCCUGCUUGGCGCUAGGUCAUCUCAAGAUAGUGAAAGCCGUUCCAAAACUUAUACAAUUAUGGCGGAAUGAUACAAUAUCUCAUGUUCGUGAAGCAGCUGAAGUAGCUUUAGACCAAAUUGGUGGUGAAGAGGCCGAGACAGCCAUGCAUAUUACAAAAGUACUUCAGGAUGAAAUUAGAUUACUUUCCAUAAAAACAUAAUAUGUGUUCCGUCGUAACCAUGGCAACCAUUUGGGUAUCAUCUGGGCGGGUAGUGUUAUUGUAUGUGUAGAUAUGAGCAUCGUCC
Saccoglossus kowalevskii is the source of this 1477-nucleotide messenger RNA. RefSeq lists its product as uncharacterized. Gene Ontology annotation, biological process: signal transduction. The record is from RefSeq and is a predicted model, not a curated record. Lineage: Eukaryota; Metazoa; Hemichordata; Enteropneusta; Harrimaniidae. Gene Ontology annotation, molecular function: oxidoreductase activity.